Cladophialophora carrionii CBS 160.54 is the source of this 1332-nucleotide messenger RNA. RefSeq lists its product as uncharacterized. The transcript has a single exon. Gene Ontology annotation, biological process: fluoride transmembrane transport. Gene Ontology annotation, cellular component: membrane. The record is from RefSeq and is a predicted model, not a curated record. Gene Ontology annotation, molecular function: fluoride transmembrane transporter activity. Bases 1 to 1332 code for a protein of 443 amino acids. NCBI's taxonomy places the organism in Eukaryota, Fungi, Ascomycota, Eurotiomycetes, Chaetothyriales, Herpotrichiellaceae.
AUGUCGAGACCGACGGAAAAGUUCGACGAGGUUGAGGACGACGCGGAAUUGACUGAAGUAGCUGUUCCUCAGCCUGCGGACACGGAAGACCCUGGAAGCCCUUCGCUCGAGGGCGUGGAGCGGCGACUAAACAAACACGAGGACGAAGCUGCGCUCGGGGAACUGGCCGCACCUGAACCCGCCACGGAAAGAGAGAGGCAUGAAGACGAGGAGACCGGACAUGCUAGCGGGAGCUUGGAAGACACGCAAAAGCCAGCUGAUACGAGGCCCGAGAGGAAUAGGCCCGUACGGUGGGCAACGGAGCUCUACACUAUCUCAUGGCUGGUGAUCUUCUCGCUCCUGGGGACUCUGGCACGCUUGGGAGUAGUCGCACUCACUCUAUAUCCCAACUCGCCGUUCCCUAGUAGAGUGCUAUGGGCGAACUUGGGGGGAUCCUUGUUCAUGGGCUUCCUCGCAGAAGAUCGUCAGCUAUUCCAACAAGAGUGGGGAUCUCCAGACCCUCAAGCGCCAGCCUCGAACCACCUCAAGGUCAAGAAGACCAUUCCGCUCUACAUUGGCCUUGCUACAGGUUUCUGCGGCUCAUUCACAUCGUUUUCCUCCUUCAUGCGCGACUGCUUCCUGGCAUUGACGAAUGCCCUCCAAUCGCCAUCACCCACUUCGCCCUACCACGUCGAUACAAGUGUUGCGCAUCGAAACGGCGGCUUCUCGUUCCUAGCUCUUUUGGCUAUCAUGAUCAUCCACCCGGCAAUCUCUCUAGCCGCUCUUCAGGUCGGAGCACAACUGGCUCUGCUACUUCAGCCAGCAACGCCGACAUUACCCUUCAGUCUUUGCAGGAGGGUUCUCGAUCCGCUAGCUGUCCUCUUCGGCUUCGGCUGCUGGCUUGGGGCCGUCUUCCUGGCAAUCUGGCCCCCUGGGAACGAUGUCCAUUGGCGAUUUCGAGCAGCCAUGCCACUGGUGUUCGCGCCACUAGGUUGCCUUCUCCGCUUCUACGCCUCAAAACAUAUGAACGCCAUCAUACCCAGCUUUCCCCUGGGGACAUUCGCAGCCAACAUCCUUGGAACAGCCGUGCUGGGAAUGGCCUUCGACUUGCAGCACGCUGCUAGAAUUGGAGCAUCAGAGCCGAAUGCUUGCGUCGUUCUACAAGGAGUUAUGGAAGGAUUUUGUGGUUGCUUGACGACGGUGAGUACCUGGGUUGCUGAGCUUCACGGGCUGCGGCGGCGCCAUGGUUGGAUAUAUGGAUUGGCCAGUGUUGGUGUUGGGCUGGCGCUGAUGGUGAUCAUCAUGGGGUCGAUGGGCUGGACGGUUGGCUUCCUUCCUCCCGCAUGUAAUUGA